Molecule: messenger RNA, 2147 nt
Organism: Oryzias latipes (Japanese medaka)
Lineage: Eukaryota; Metazoa; Chordata; Actinopteri; Beloniformes; Adrianichthyidae
Gene: tm2d3
Product: TM2 domain containing 3
Source: RefSeq, a predicted model, not a curated record
GGAGAGGAAGUUGGAUGUGUUCUUUGUGGAGACUGCUAAAAAAUGUAAAUUUGGACUUUUAGUUUUUCUUUUUAAAAAUAUGUUGCAAAGUAAAAAGAUUAAUAGAAAGUACUGUUCAUUUUUAGGCGUGCUGACUGUUAAACAAGCACAUUAUUCGUUCGUGAUUGAGUGCUACAAAUAAAGGGCUGCCAUCGCUCAUUUUUCCUACAUGAUUUGAAGGCAGCUGGUGCACUGCGUUCGGUUCCGCAGCAACAAUGGCUGCUAGCUGGCUAAUAUGGAGACCUGACCGAGGACGGUCCUUCAAACACGAAGGAAUAUUGGUCAUGUUGAUCAUGGACUUGGUUCUACAGUCAGUCAACGGAUAUUUGAGUUCCCCCCAUGUUGGUCAGGAGGCUCCCCACAGCAGAGAUGCCCAGCAUGGACCGGUCAUCACCAGCCCGGUGGUCCCCUCCGCCGCAUCCGUGGCCCCGACAGACAAAGAAAACUACACUUCUAAAUGUCCGAGUGGUGGUUUGUGUAGCCGUCUUCCAGCUGAGUGCAUUGAGUGUAAUUAUUACCAUAACUGCACCUACGGCAAACCUGCAGCUUUUACCUGUAAACCCAGAAAAGGAGUUCACUGUAUAGGAGAGUCAGGACAACAAGAAUCCCACUUUCUUCUCUCCAUCACCUGUCAGUUCUGCUGGCAGCUGGACCCGGCUCAGUACCGCUGCUCCAACUCCACCAACUGCAUGACCGUCUCCUGCCCACGGCAGCGCUACAACGCCACCUGUGACGUCUUAGAGCACGUGCAUUGUUUAGGACGAAGGCGUUUUCAGAAACGUCUCUUCUGUAAUUGGACUGGUGGAUAUAAAUGGUCGACAGCUCUGGCCCUCAGCAUCACUCUCGGUGGUUUUGGAGCAGACCGCUUUUAUCUGGGCCAGUGGAGAGAAGGUCUGGGCAAGCUGUUCAGCUUCGGAGGCCUGGGCAUUUGGACUUUGAUAGAUGUUCUCCUGAUUGGAGUGGGCUACGUGGGCCCCGCCGACGGUUCUCUCUACAUCUGAGGCCAAACCUCUGGAGAGCAGACUGGUUUGUGGCCUCCUCUGCUCCACGCUGCCCCAGUCUCAAAAGAUGGCAGAUUUGAGAUACUGUGUUCUCAGCACAUUCGCCCGCCCGAGCUCUCUGCUCCACGCGUCCUCAUCCCAUCUGCUAACAAGCAGGAAGUGUUUUCCGCCUCACACCAGCAAUGUCUCUUCCCACACGGCCAGCAGAUCAAUCCCAGUCAUUCUGCGUCCAUCUCCUGUUGGGGCUGUGCAGAUGGAGCUGUGCAGGAGGAGGAGAAGCCGGUGAUUAUGUGCAUCCAGUUGGUUAGAUUUAAGUGCUGGUUAAGCUCCGUUUUGCUGAUAGACAGCUUUGGUUUCCUGUGGAGCGGCGCUCUCGCAGACAUCCUGUCACCUCAGAGCACACACUGCUCCUCUUUCAUCGCAAGGUAGGCGCAUCGGUGAGGGUCAGAUCGUAACCAUAGCUACUGACUUUUUUUUUUUUUUUUUCAUCACACAAAAGAGAAUUUGAACGGUCACAUUUAUAAAACAUAAAAAUGCGGCGAGGAAGGUUUUUAUUGUCUUCAGGAUUUGUUUUUUUUUAUUCCUUUAAAAGAAAAUUCAGUCAACAGUUAUUUUUGAAGCUCCUUGAUUUCCUUUGAAGGAUCAGCCCACAAAUUCAUUGUUGUUUUUUUUCCAGUACCUAUUACUUAAAUGACUUUUCAAAACCUCCAAUUCAACUAUGAAAGUAAAGAGUUGAUGGAUGUUUUACAAACAAAAGAGGGAUGUGCUGGGUAGCAAAGGAGAAUAAGAAUCGGUGUCAUUGCUCGCUUCAGCAUGCAGCUUUAUUUGUGGAAAUAAUCUUGAGAAAAUGAAACACAAUCUUUUGCACUAACAAACUGCAGUAACUUGUGCUUUCUCACAUACAAAAAGCUACAUUUUUCCAAUUUUCUUUCUGUUUUUUCCUUUCCUCUGAAUGUACUAUCAUUUUGUGAGUGAGUGUAUUGAAUUAUUUAUUUAAGACCACUCAUUCUAUGUAAAUAUGUUUAUUUCUUUUCAGGGACUUCCUGUUGGAACUGUAAAUAUUGUCUAAGUUAUAUAAAUAAAAGAAAAAUGGACAAAAAACUGCUG